CCUGUCCAUUUUCUAAUUUACUUGUGUAUUCACCUCUCGUAUGUACGCUUCUAUUCUACAUAGUGGCAAUGGAAAUUUAUCCUUUCUUUGCUGUGUGGUUUUUGACUGCAAUAAGAGCUCUUCCUUGUGAAAACAACCAGGUCAAGUGUGCGACUGGUGUUCACUGUAUCAAUAAUAAUGAUGUUUGCGAUGGAAUAAGACACUGUUUAGACGGUUCUGAUGAAGAGGGAGAAUCUUGUAAAGCAUAUGCCUGCCCUGAGAGUAAAAGGAAAUGUACUGAUAACCAACAAUGUCUCGAUAAACAAAGUUUGUGUGAUGGAUAUGAAGAUUGUAACGACAAGUCAGAUGAAGAUUCAGUCUUCUGUCGAGAUUACAGUUGCUUUGAUUUCGAUCAAAAGUGUGCUGAUGGAUUACAAUGUAUCAGUAAAUACAGUUUAUGUGAUGGACGUGAAGACUGUACAGAUAGAUCAGAUGAAGAACUAGAAGUUUGUAGACUAUGGAAAUGUGACAGCGACCAAGUUAAAUGUGAUGAUGGCAUACAAUGUAUUUUCAAAUCAAGUGUGUGUAACAAAGACACAGAUUGCAAAGACACAUCUGAUGAGGACGAAAAUAUGUGUAAAGCUAGAGAGUGCGCACCUGGCGAGAAAAAGUGUGCAGAUAAUUAUCAGUGUAUAAACAUAGACAAUGUUUGUGAUGGAUACACGAACUGUAAUGAUGAGUCUGAUGAAGAUCCAGAAGAAUGUACAGAAUACAAAUGUCCUGAUGGCUAUGUUAAAUGUGCAGAUGGAAAAGAAUGUAUAUUUAAACCUCGUAUCUGCGAUGGCCGUGAUGAUUGUCGUGAUGAUAGUGAUGAAAAUAAAGAAAAAUGCAAAGCUAGAAAGUGUGAAUAUUACCAGACAAAAUGUGCAGACAAUGCUCAGUGUAUACACAUAGAUGAUGUUUGUGAUGGAAAUACGGACUGUAUUGAUGAGUCUGAUGAAAAUGCAGUAACAUGUAAAGCAAGAGUAUGUCCUUAUGGUUUUAGAAAGUGUAGUGAUGACUAUCCUUGUAUUAAUGAAGAACUGUGGUGUGAUGGAGGAAAUGAUUGUUCAUCGGGAGAAGACGAAGAUCCUGAUAAGUGCUUACAUUAUGAGUGUCUUCUCGGAUUUGUAAAAUGCAAAGACGGAAUGCAGUGUAUUCGUGCUUUUGACAUGUGUGCUUGGUUCUGGAAUUAUACAAGAACAGUUUGUAAAGAUGGUUCCGAUACUGAUACAGAUUAUUGUUCCGCUUUCGAAUGUCCCAUGCAUAUGGAAAGGUGUCCUAAUGGUCAUGAAUGUGUACAUACAUCAAUGGUUUGUUCUGGGGAACAGAUGUGUGAUGGCGAGUCAGAAGAUGAAAAAGAACUGUGUACAACAUAUACUUGUGGUGACAUAAUGUCCAAAUGUGAUAAUGGCUACCAAUGUGUGUUCGAUGCCAAGAAAUGUGACGGCUUCGUAGAUUGUGAAGAUGGUUCAGACGAGAAUAAAGACUUGUGUGUAGAGAGUCGCAUCUGCCCAGUUGGAAUGGUGAAAUGUGAAGAUAGUGUUCAGUGUAUUUACGAUAUGCAGUUUUGUGAUUUUCAUCCGGACUGCAACGAUAAAUCUGAUGAAAACCCACAUAUUUGUACAAGAGACAGAGUUUGCCCCACUGGAAUGUCUAGAUGUUCUGAAGAAGACCCGAAGUGCAUAUAUGAAAGCUGGUUCUGCAACAACCAACCAGAAUGCUACCAAAGAGCGGAUGAAAAUCCGAACAAUUGCUUAGAUCGUCCAAAAGGAUCCACUAAGUUCCCAUGGCUGACAUAGCUUGCAGUCAAAUUGGAUUUAUAUAAAAACCAUCUCGCUACGAAGACAGAUAAACAACCAUUGAAGUGUUUGAAAAGUAGUAAAUGCUUUUAUUGUAUCUGUAGAAAAUAGGGAUAGCAAUUUGGUGUGCACGAAUCUUGUUUGGAUAUGCUAUCACCAAAUAAUAAAAUGAUAUGCUAUACGUC
This is a messenger RNA of Mytilus trossulus (common blue mussel), 2005 nucleotides long. RefSeq names its product low-density lipoprotein receptor-related protein 2-like. Lineage: Eukaryota; Metazoa; Mollusca; Bivalvia; Mytilida; Mytilidae. The record is from RefSeq and is a predicted model, not a curated record. The transcript has 16 exons. Gene Ontology annotation, molecular function: protein binding. The coding region runs from base 69 to 1820 and encodes 583 amino acids.